Messenger RNA from Uloborus diversus, 741 nucleotides. Its product is annotated as zinc finger protein 271-like. Gene Ontology annotation, biological process: regulation of transcription by RNA polymerase II. Gene Ontology annotation, molecular function: RNA polymerase II cis-regulatory region sequence-specific DNA binding; DNA-binding transcription factor activity, RNA polymerase II-specific. The transcript has a single exon. Lineage: Eukaryota; Metazoa; Arthropoda; Arachnida; Araneae; Uloboridae. The record is from RefSeq and is a predicted model, not a curated record. Gene Ontology annotation, cellular component: transcription regulator complex; PcG protein complex. The annotation marks the transcript as partial.
AUGAAAACACAUUUGAGGAUACACACUAAUGAAAAACCAUAUUCUUGUGAGUUUUGUAAAAAGACAUUUUCUCAGGCUUCACAUAUGAAAACACAUUUGAGGAUACACACUAAUGAAAGACCAUAUUCUUGUGGUCAGUGUUAUAAGAAAUUCUCUCAGAGUUCAAGUUUAAAAGCACAUUUGAGGAUACACACUAAUGAAAAACCACAUUCUUGUGAGUUUUGUAAAAAGGCAUUUUCUGAGAGUUCGUCUUUGAAAAAGCAUUUGAGGAUACACACUAAUGAAAAACCAUAUUCUUGUGAGUAUUGUGAAAAGACAUUUUCUGAUAGUUCUUCUUUCAAAAAGCAUUUGAGGAUACACACUAAUGAAAAACCAUAUUCUUGUGAGUACUGUAAAAAGACAUUUUCUGUUAGUUCGAGUUUUAAAAGACAUUUGAGGAUACACACUAAUGAAAAACCAUAUGCUUGUGAGUACUGUAAAAAGACAUUUUCUGUUAGUUCGAGUUUUAAAACUCAUUUGAGGAUACACACUAAUGAAAAGCCAUAUUCUUGUGAGUACUGUAAAAAGACAUUUUCUGAUAAUUCUACUUUGAGAAAGCAUUUAAGGAUACACACUAAUGAAAAACCAUAUUCUUGUGAGUAUUGUAAAACAACAUUUGCGCAUAGUUCAAGUAUAAAAACACAUUUGAGGAUACACACUAAUGAAAAGCCUUAUUCUUGUGAGUAUUGUAAAAAGGCAUUU